Molecule: messenger RNA, 766 nt
Organism: Phyllotreta striolata
Lineage: Eukaryota; Metazoa; Arthropoda; Insecta; Coleoptera; Chrysomelidae
Source: the annotation of a GenBank genome assembly
AAUUAAUCUGUUUUAAAUUAAAGAAGAAAUUUUGACAGCAAAAAGUCACAACAUAACCUAUCUUAUUUUUGGAGAAAAUGAAUUUACUAUUUUGAAAAUUAUAUAUUAAUUUCAUUUAAAUAUGUCUGAAAAAGAGUUGCAAGAGGAAGAAAAAGAAGCUUUGCUAUCUAUUUAUGAUGGAGACGACUUAUUCAAGCAAAUAGAUAAUUGUUCAUACCAAUAUAAAUAUGGAGAACACAAUUCGAAUAAGUCAUUCAUAAUAGAAAUCAAAUGGGGCGAGAAAUAUCCUAACGAGUUACCGAUCAUAAACAUGGAUACAUUUUACAAUAAACAUAUCGUGACAGGUUUAAAACAAAAAAUAAUAGAUGUACUAACUGAGGAGGCUGAGCAAUUUUUAGGCAUGUCUAUGACUUACUCUUUAUUUGAAUUUUUGAAAGAGAAAUUCGAGGAACUUAUCAAAGAGCAGCCUGAUGAACCAGAAAAAAUAGAUAUAGAUAAAUUAUGUAUUUCUGAAGCCAAUCAACAGGACAAGCAAAUAAAAGAAAAAAAGGAACAAUUAACUAAGGCUCAAAAAAGGAAGCAGUGGAAUAAAGUGGACAGCAAAGGUGAUAAACCCAGGGGAUGGAACUGGAUGGAUAUUGUCAGGCAUUUGUCACAAACUGGAUCAAAGGAUGAACAACCAAUUUCUUGAAUUGUUUUCCUACAUAUUGUUGUGUAAAUAAGAAAAUGAUGAAAUUUAGUAGAUUAAAUUUGACUUCACUUUUUG